AUGGAAUUUGUGAGGAAGGGAUGUAGUGAGACAUUUGUGGAUUCAGCUUGUGAAUGUGCUUCAAUGACUUGUUGUAUUUGGGUAUUCACCUAUUACAAGGUUAAUGUGACUGGUUAUUUGAGGCAGAAAGUUGCAACUUUGGAAGAAACCAGUAAGAAACUAGAGUCAGCUCUAGAAUCAAAAAGUACAUUUUUGUCUCACAUUUCACAUGAAUUUAGGUGCCCAUUGCUGUCGUCAUUGGGAAGUUUGGAAUUAUUGAAAGAAACAAAUAUGAGUGACAAGCAAAAUCGACUGGUUGACAUGAUUAUUUCAUCCAACAAUAUUUUGCUAAUGCUCAUUGAGGAAGUGUUACAAUUGAUGAAAAUUGAAUUCAAUUCAAAGAAUGACAAACGAGAUGAGUAUUUAAAAACAUUCAAUUUGGGAGAAUGUCUAAAAUCCCUUAAAGAUGUCAUUUCUGGUUAUUCGAAUCAUUUUUCAGUCAAGUUGGAAUUUGACUAUUCUCAAGUUGAAAAUCUAAUUAUUGAAUCAAAUCCAUCAAGUUUACAUCAAAUUUUAUCUAACUUACUAACUAAUGCAGUUAAAGCCUCAAGUAAGAAUAACACUGUCGAAUUGGAAGCCAAAAUUAUAGAGACAAUCCAAGAGGAAUCAGCAGAAUUCGCUAGAGUUGAAUUUAAAAUCAAGGAUCAUGGAUGUGGCAUUCCAGAAUCAAAUAUUAAGGAAAUUUUCGAGCCAUUUAUUCAAUUACACAAUGUGAACGAAUCUCACGUUCCAUCAUCAGGAUUGGGCUUAACUACUGUCUUACAAUUUAUUAAACAAAUGGAUGGAACUAUAGAUGUGGAAUCUGAACUAGAAAAAGGAAGUACAUUUAUUGUCACACUACCUUUCAAAAUAAUGAAAAAGGCGGAAUUUUCUGAUUGGGAUAAUAGUGGAGCCAAGAUGAAUUUUUCAAUUCAACAGAGAUACCUUUCUCUUUUAUCAAAUGUUCAUGAAAUGAGUGAAGAAUCUGCUGCUACCAAUUCUCCAGAAGUUUAUUCAAAGAUUAUUCUGGCAGAAGAUAAUGCUAUCAAUAGAAAAGUCAUCCUCAAACUCAUUGAAAGUAUUACAGGAUAUACAGCUGAUUUUGUCUCAGAUGGAAAGGAAUUAGUUAAAAAUUUUGACAUUCGACGCCAUAGGUUGGUGAUUACAGAUCUUAACAUGCCAAACAUGGAUGGUAUUGAGGCAGCUAAAGAGUUGAAGCGUUUGUAUGGAAAUUCUGUCAAAAUUAUUAUCCUCACUGGUAAUUCAGCUGUCAAU
This is a messenger RNA of Naegleria gruberi, 1293 nucleotides long. RefSeq lists its product as uncharacterized. Gene Ontology annotation, molecular function: phosphorelay sensor kinase activity; histidine phosphotransfer kinase activity. NCBI's taxonomy places the organism in Eukaryota, Heterolobosea, Eutetramitea, Acrasida, Naegleriidae. The record is from RefSeq and is a predicted model, not a curated record. Gene Ontology annotation, biological process: protein autophosphorylation; phosphorelay signal transduction system. The annotation marks the transcript as partial. The transcript is spliced from 2 exons.